Molecule: messenger RNA, 2117 nt
Organism: Zingiber officinale
Lineage: Eukaryota; Viridiplantae; Streptophyta; Magnoliopsida; Zingiberales; Zingiberaceae
Product: multicopper oxidase LPR1 homolog 1-like
Exons: 4
Coding region: 155-1909 (584 amino acids)
Molecular function (GO): copper ion binding; oxidoreductase activity
Source: RefSeq, a predicted model, not a curated record
CCAGGACCUGCUUGCGAGACACUCGUGACUUCCCUCAACCCUUAAAAUAUAUUCCACCUCUUCCCAUCUCAGCUCACGUUGACUACAAAUUAGCUUCCUUCAUUUCAUCGCAAGCCUGGCGAGCAUUUUCCCCCUUUCAGAGUGUUUUGGGGCCAUGAAGCUUCUCCCUUCGAUCCUGCUUCUGCUUCUGAUCGAUGGCGCCUUUGCAGAGGAUUCAACGCCGCCAUUGCCGGAGCUCAUCGAGCAAGUGGUGGAAAGAUUGCAAGCGCCGUUGACUUUGUAUGUCGACGAGCUCCCGUCGAUCCCCAAAAUCUAUGGCUAUUCCCUGUCCGAUUCUCGGCCGACGCCCGUGAAUCUAACCAUCGGCAUGUAUCAGACUACAUGGAAAUUUCACCGCGACAUGCCGAACACCACCGUCUUCGCCUUCGGGACCACGGCGGCGGCCGCCACGUUUCCGGGGCCGACCAUCGAGGCGCUCCACGCGGUGCCGCUCUGGGUGACGUGGGAGAACCACCUCCCCUCCACUCACAUCCUCCCCUGGGAUCCCACCAUCCAUGUCGCCAGACCCCGCCACGGUGUCGGUGUCCCGACCGUCGUCCACCUCCAUGGCGGCGUCGUCGCCCCCGCUGACGACGGCUACGCCGACGCCUGGUUCACCGCCGGCUUCGCCGACACGGGCCCCAACUGGACCAAGCCCGACUACUUGUACCCCAAUGUCCAGGGCCCCGGCAACCUGAUGUACCACGACCACACCUUCGGCCUCACCCGCGUCAACAUCCUCGCCGGCCUUGCCGGCGCCUACAUCAUCCGAGACCCUCUCCGGGAGGCCCGGUUCGACCUCCCCAACGGCAGCUUCGACCUGGAGCUCGUCAUCGCGGAUCGGAUCUUCGCCACCGACGGCUCCAUCUACAUGAACGCCACCGGCUCGGUGCCGGAGGCGCACCCGCAGUGGCGGGCGGAGUAUUUCGGCGAAGUAAUCACCGUGAACGGGAAGGCAUGGCCGUACCUGACGGUCCGGCGGCGCAGGUACCGUUUCCGCAUAAUGAACAUCAGUAACGCGCGCUACUACAACCUGACGCUCUCCGGAGGCCGCCUCCCCUUCUUCGUGAUCGGCUCCGACGGAUCCUACCUCACGCAGCCAGUGGCCACGCGAUCAAUUCUGCUGUCCGUCGCCGAGAUUUUCGAUGUGAUCGUGGACUUCUCGGCGACAGAUGCGACGGAGAUCGAGCUGCUGAACCACGCACCAUAUCCGUACCCGACUGGGACGGCGGUGGAGGACACCGACCUGGGUCGGGUCAUGAAGUUCGUGAUCCGGCAAACUCCAACAGAUCCUCCGGCGAACAGAGCACCAAUAUCACCAACGAGCCUGAUCGACUACGCGACCCCAAUCGAAGGCGAGGCGACGACGACGCGGUACAUCGCCUUCUACGAGUACUUCCAAUCGGGGCACACCACGCACCUGCUGAUCAACGGGAAGAACGUGACGGAUCCGGCGACGGAGACGCCGAAAACAGGAAGCACGGAGGUGUGGCACGUCAUCAACCUGACCGGCGACAACCACCCGCUGCACCUCCACCUAGCGACGUUUCAAGCUGUGAGGACGACAGAGCUGGUGGACGUCGGCAAUUUCACGGCGUGCAUGCAGAGGCUAUCGGAUCCGGUGGCGUGCGACAUUGCGGCGCACGCGGUGGGCAGCGUGACGUACCCGCCGGAGUACGAGAGGACGUGGAAGAACGUGGCGAAGAUGCCGCCGUCGACGAUGACGACGAUCGUGGCCAAGUUUAGGAUCGCGGAGACGGAUCAAGCUUACCCGUUCGAUGCGACGGCGGAGCCCGGCUACUUCUACCACUGUCAUAUUCUGGACCACGAAGAUAAUGUGAUGAUUCGACCGUUGAAGCUGAUCCCGUAAGGACAAGUACGUCAAUCGAUUCUGACGCUGCUGUAAGAUUAGUGUUAGAUCUCCGUGUUGAUUUGAUUAAUUGGGUUUAUGCGAUGUUGCAACUUGAACUAUUAUUUUUUUUUAUUUUUUAGUUUUUUUUGAGAAAUGAAUGUACAACCCAAUCAAGAUUGUGUUUAUUAGGGUAGCCUUGGGUACAGUCAGUUUCAGUUUGGGAGCA